Molecule: messenger RNA, 5064 nt
Organism: Ostrinia furnacalis (Asian corn borer)
Lineage: Eukaryota; Metazoa; Arthropoda; Insecta; Lepidoptera; Crambidae
Gene: Syx6
Product: syntaxin 6
Exons: 6
Coding region: 452-1216 (254 amino acids)
Biological process (GO): Golgi vesicle transport
Cellular component (GO): membrane
Source: RefSeq, a predicted model, not a curated record
UUGACAUUAGAUAGAAUUGCUGAGCCAGCAGUCAGGGGGUGAGAAUUUGAGAAAGUAGGGUUUUGGGAGGCGAGGAGGGGUGGAUGUGUUUGUAAACGUGGCUGCUGUGUGGGUUACACCGCGUUGAUGCUCGUUUGGCGUCGCAUCGGUUCUACAAGUGAGCUAUUGCGCGCUACGCGGUUGCGCAGAUCGACUUCGGCUCGAGUCCCAGCCUUCUGAGUUUGCGUUGUGGCGAGAGAGCAAAGGAUAGAGAAUAUUCGGCAUUCAUCGAGCGGCCCGUCGGCCUAUACAGUGGUAUGUAUCAUGUUGUCGAUAUUUUGUGGGACAGGCCAGGGAUAGCCGGGAGCCACCUGUGUUUAUAUCUCCAUGCAUAAGUGGAGAUUGUCCGCGGCCGUGGUUACACCCUCCGUCACAUGAGUGCGGUUCAGCCGGGACGCUGCCAUUCAUUGUCAUGACUUUAGAGGACCCAUUCUACGUCGUCAAAGAUGAGGUGUUCAAAGCAUUAAACAAGACCAGGGGCCUGUACCUGCGCUGGCAGGAGAUCUCCAAGGCGCCCGUCGCGCCCACCAGCCCCGAGGUGGAGUGGACCUCCACGGAGCUGAGGAAUGCGCUGCGCAGCAUCGAGUGGGACUUGGAGGACCUCGAGGACACCAUCAGCAUUGUAGAAAAAAACUCAUCGAAGUUUAAAAUCGACAAUAAAGAAAUUUGCGACAGGAGGACUUUCAUAGAAGCUACUAAGCAGGAGGUGAAGGUGAUGAAGACGAAGAUGAGCCUGAAUCGGAACCGCGACAGCGACGGCACGGCGCGCGAGCCGCUGCUGGGCGACGAGAGCCCGCCGCCCUUCGCCGGCUCGUGGACCAGCACGCCCAAGUACAGCCAGUACUCCAAGCUGGCCUCGCAGGACAGCCCGCGGCUCGAGCUGCUGGCCGCACAGCGCCGCAUGCUGGGCGCGCAGGACGACCAGCUGCAGGUCAUCAGCCACUCCGUGGGCUCGCUCAAGACGCUCUCCAAGCAGAUCGGCAGCGAGCUCGACGACCAGGCCGUCAUGCUGGAUGACCUGAACACGGAGCUGGAGAACGCCGACUCCAAGUUGGACUCCACGAUAAAGAAGGUGGCCAAGGUGCUGCACAUGAACAAUGACCGACGCCAGUGGCUGGCCAUCCUGAUCCUGAUAGGUCUUCUAGUGGUUAUUCUAAUACUGUUCGUUAUAAUUUGAACACCUAACUCGUAAGGAACCCGUAGCUAAGUGUCCUGAGCCGCGCCACUCCGAGAUGAUGUACCCAACGCAAUGUAGUUUAUUUUGAGACUCGUAGCGUGAGGGUAGCGUUGAGAAAAUACACGUUAACCCUUAAAAAUAUGUAUGUAUUGAAGUGAGGCAUAGUGGGUUACCCUUUAAUUUACGUCUUUAAUUUUCUUUUGAUCUCGUCCAAAUUUUCCGUCAUUAAAAUGCAAGAAACCGUUACAAAUACAAGCGGAAGAAAAUCGUUAUUUUCCUGGUUUCUCGAGGUUCUAGAAGCACGAGAGAAACAAGCGCAAGCUGAUCGGCAAGUUUAAGAAGAGAAGUACUUGAGGAGGAUUCAAAGAAUUUAUGAUUCGGAUGUCGGCUCACGGGCUAAACCUGGAUGAGAGGCUUGCCAUCUCGAUGUACAAGUUUUAUGCGGAUCCUUCCCGCAAAGCGCAUAAAGUCUGAUUUGGCGAGGAAAGCAACCCACCGCAGAUAUGCAAAUGGGCUUGGAGGACUCGACGAUUCAGCAAGGCAAAGUGGAUGGCCUAGGGCGAUGGUAGAGGGCGCAUAGUUACCAUCGGCCAGACACAUCAUCUGACCUCUCUUCCAGUCGUAGCGGUUUUCCGUUCCACCGAUUCGAGGAGAAGUCUCAUAUGCACUGAUCACUGAGAUCAUGUAUGCUGAUGAUUUGUGCUUUCUAGCAGAAUCCUCAGAAGGCCUGCAACAGCUGAUGUCCGUCUUUUACCAGGCAUGCUGCAAGUUCGGCCUGAAGAUAAGUGUCAAGAAGACAGAAGUGAUGUCUUUGGACACAAAUGACCACGAGUCUAAGCAUUAUGCUUGGUGGAUAAGUUCCGAUAUCUGGGAGUACUAUAACAUCCAAGUGUGACCUUGAUGCCGAGAUCAGCAGCAGGAUCAGUGCUGCAGCUGCAGCAUUUGGGAAGCUGCGUUCCAAGGUUUUCUGCUCGCAUGACCUAAAGCUGGCUACAAAAUAUUUAAACAUGGCGGUUGUGCUGCCAAACCUACUGUACUCUUCCGAGGCGUGGUGCGUGUAUCGCCACCAUAUACGCACACUGGAUCGUUUCCACCUCAAAUGCCUUCGCACCAUCAUGAAGAUCAGAUGGUCUGAUCGAGUGCGCAAUACCGAGGUGCUACGACGAGCCCAUGUGGGUGGCAUUGAGGCCUAUAUAAUGCGUCGCCAACUUCGAUGGUGUGGUCACGUAUCACGUAUGACGGAGGAGAGAGUGGCGAAGCGCAUCUUCUACUCUGAACUUGAGGAGGGUAAGCGGAAACAUGGCGGUCAACUCCUCAGGUACAAAGAUGUACAGAAGCGGCACAUGAAAAGAUGCAACAUUGAGCCCUCUCAGUGGGAAGGUUUGGCAGCACAGCGUCCAGAAUGGCGGGAGAUUGUGAAGAGGCAAGUCCACGAGUUCGAGGAGCAGCGUACGACCGAACUCGACGCGAAGCGCGAUGACUUGAAGGCUCGUCCAUCUGCCGCCAUUCACUAUAACUAUGUUGGCGGCGUGCUCAGAUGCCCUCAAUGCGCGAGGGAUUUUGCCGCGAAAAUAGGCUACGUAAGCCAUCUUCGGGCACACCAGCGCCGCCAAGACAGCUAGGAGUCGGAGUGGUCUCCAUGGCCGAAAUCGGUCGGAUGGAUCAUCAUCAUCAUCAUCAUCAGUGGGUUACCCAAAUUAGAUUUUAUUGAUAGGGCGACACGAUGCACGACAAGCCAUGCCCCACCAAGUCUUCGAGUCUUGCAGCUGUGCUAUUUGUUUGUAACAUAACAAAUUACUUUUUUCCAAAAAUUAUUAGAUGUGUUAUCAAAACACCAUGGUAGUCCAUAAAAAUUGCCAAAGUUUAGGUCUGAGUCUGAAGCAGCGCUAGGUGCUAGCUGGGGCACUAAAUUGAACCCUUUCUUAAUGAUAACUGUGUCGUCACUUUUUUUAUUAAUAAAGAGUUGUGGCAACGACAUCUCGGAGUGCGUACUGCGGUCUAAAUAUUUAUUCUUGUAUAAAACACUUCUCCAUAGCGCGUAAACUUCGUAGACAAUAGAACUGGAACGGUCUUCAAUAGGUAAUAGGUGUACGGUUUAUUUAUUAGUUUUUUGACUGUUGAUUUUUGUUAGUCUGUGUUAUCAAUAAAAACUGUGCGGCGUUGUGGCGACUCGUGCGAGUAAUCAUAACAUGUAAUUACGCAAAGUUACGAGGGAGUGUCGAGUUCACGCCGCUGCAUUGGUAAAUGUAAUAGACAGGCAUAGAACCUGCGACGCCGCUUCCCGAGGGGCCCGCAGCCUCCAGUAAUAGGCUGUGACUAUGUUGUGAUCGUUAGGACUGCUCGCCAUUAGGGAUCAAUAGUGCAGUUUAAAUAUACCGAGUAUCUUUACCAAUCGACACUAACUUAAAUGUACGAGUACCUUCUGGAUUCCUCUUCUUGUAUCGAAUGGGUCGUAACAACUAAGGUCAUGACAAACUUUGUGUUGAACUUCAAGGGCCGUCGUGACGUGGUUCAUAGCAUGCCUUCCUAACAUACAAUAUUAUGUCUUAGGUAUAAUCAUUGAUUUUAUUAGAAUGAUUUAUUCAUAAAAUUAGCCUAAUAGAGUCUAUUUUUUAAUCCAAAUCUGUAAAAUGAAUUUUGAACCUGUCACUUUGUUAAGCUAGCUGUUAGUUUUUUUUAGUAUAAUUAGCUGAAUAAAAUUAAAAUGGGACUGUAAUAUUAAAAUAGGACCCUAUUUAUAUUCAGCAAUAAAACUAAUCACUAGUCAUUCCUAAGAAGAAAAUAGUACCGAGCCAAAUAGCAACUGUGAUUGGCCUAACACUGAUAGUGUCACUGCAAAGUUAUUUAAAUUAAUUACUAUGACCAUCUCUACACACAUACUUUUAGGCUCUUAUUAUAGUUAAAUAGUUUAAAUACUUCAUGGCUGAGGAUAGAGGCCUAGACAUCGCGCUCGAUGUCCUGUAAAUGAUUAGCGAUCUGAACUGACCUACUGACUUCAAUGAUUAGUAAAGCCUACGUUAUAUAAAUAAAUGUCAAUUUAUUUAUUUGUCAUAUCUAGGCUUUAUAGAUAGCUUAAAUUAUUAUUACCAAUUAACUUUAUUUAUUAGUAAAUAGUUGUUUUUUCUUCCUGUGAUUGCUUCUCCAUUGUUGUCUUAAUAUUUAUGUACAUUCGACAGCACAUGAAAGCAGAUAAUAUUAUAGUAAUAGCAUCUAUUGUAACCGUAUGACGUCACAGUGUUUACCUUAAUGUGCUGUCGACCGUACAAUGUACCAAACGUAUAACAUGUAAUACCUAGAAUAAGUCGUAAACACGCAAUAUUAUUUUUUAUAGUUAAGAUUAUGUUUUAUAUGAAAUGUAUAUUUCCAAUGAGGGUUUUCGCGAUUGAAAAAUCCGCCAGAUGGCAAUACGUAGACGCGAGGUCCAAAUGCUGCAUGAUUGGUGGAUUUUGACAUAUCUGUCAAUGUCAUGUCACAAAUAACCAAUCAUGCAGCAUUUGGACCUCACGUCUACGUAUUGCCAUCUGGCGGAUUUUUCAAUCGCGAAAGCCCUCAUUACAUGCAAAUCUGUGUGCACCAGGCGCCGCGGCGCCAUCUACAAUAGGCAGAGAGGCCAUUGAAGGCGACGCUAAUAGAAUGUGGUCAACUAAUCGGGAUAAACUUUUGGGAAAGUGCUAUUAUAUCUGCAAAUGUUUAUUUAUUAGUACCUCUUGAAGCUAUCUUGCUGCACUGAAACAGCAAUUCUGACAGUAACCUAUGUGUAAAAAUAGUUUUGCAAUGAAAAGCCACAAUAUUUUAUGAUAAUUUGUUCACCUGUUAUGUGGUUUCGCCUUGACACAUUGUCUUGUUGA